This is a messenger RNA of Branchiostoma belcheri (Belcher's lancelet), 550 nucleotides long. Its product is annotated as spastin-like. The record is from RefSeq and is a predicted model, not a curated record. The transcript is spliced from 6 exons. Lineage: Eukaryota; Metazoa; Chordata; Leptocardii; Amphioxiformes; Branchiostomatidae. Gene Ontology annotation, cellular component: microtubule cytoskeleton. The annotation marks the transcript as partial. Gene Ontology annotation, molecular function: ATP hydrolysis activity; ATP binding.
AGUGCUCCCUCCGUGAAUUGGGAUGACAUUGCUGGACAAGAUGCCGCUAAGCAGGCCCUGCAGGAGAUCGUCAUUCUGCCAUCCUUACGGCCUGAGCUAUUUACCGGCCUGAGGGCUCCUGCUCGUGGGCUGCUGCUCUUUGGACCACCGGGAAACGGCAAGACCAUGCUGGCUAAGGCUGUGGCCAGCGAAUCUAACGCAACCUUCUUCAACAUCAGUGCUUCCACACUAACAUCUAAAUGGGUUGGAGAGGGAGAGAAACUGGUGAAAGCUCUGUUUUCUGUAGCAAGAGAACUGCAGCCUUCCAUCAUCUUUAUGGAUGAGAUUGACUCCCUACUGUGUGAGAGAAGAGAAGGGGAGCAUGAUGCCAGCAGGAGGCUCAAAACAGAAUUUCUCCUGGAGUUUGAUGGGGUGCACAGUGGAAACGAUGAUCGUAUCCUGGUGAUGGGAGCCACGAACCGGCCCCAGGAACUGGAUGAUGCCGUCCUCAGGAGGUUUGCUAAGAGGGUCUACGUACAGCUGCCUGAAUUAGAGGUGUGAACACCUUUAC